Messenger RNA from Octodon degus (degu), 2245 nucleotides. It is a transcript of the gene F9, whose product is annotated as coagulation factor IX. The coding region runs from base 40 to 1488 and encodes 482 amino acids. The record is from RefSeq and is a predicted model, not a curated record. Gene Ontology annotation, biological process: blood coagulation; zymogen activation. Gene Ontology annotation, cellular component: extracellular region. NCBI's taxonomy places the organism in Eukaryota, Metazoa, Chordata, Mammalia, Rodentia, Octodontidae. The transcript has 8 exons. Gene Ontology annotation, molecular function: calcium ion binding; serine-type endopeptidase activity.
GAUCAGUCUUGCAACUUGCACAAUCUACCAGCAGAGGUUAUGCAGCUCCUGAACACGAUCAUGGCAGAAUCGUGGGGCCUCAUCAUCAUCUGCCUUUUUGGAUAUCUACUCAAUGCUGAAUGUGCAGUUUUUCUUGAUCAUGAAAAUGCCACGAAAAUUCUGAAUCGGCUGAAGAGGUAUAAUUCAGGGAAAUUAGAAGAGUUUGCUCAAGGAAACCUUGAGAGAGAAUGUUUAGAAGAACGGUGUAAUUUUGAAGAAGCACGAGAAGUUUUUGAAAAUACUGAAAAAACUACUGAAUUUUGGAAGCAGUAUGUUGAUGGAGAUCAGUGUGAGUCCAAUCCAUGUCUAAAUGGUGGCAGCUGUAAGGAUGACAUUAAUGCCUAUGAAUGUUGGUGUCGACUUGGAUUUGAAGGGCAGAAUUGUGAAUUAGAUGCAACUUGCAGCAUUAAGAAUGGCAGGUGCAAGCAGUUUUGUAAAAGGGAUGCUACAAACAAGGUGGUUUGUUCCUGUACUGAUGGAUACCGACUUGCAGAAGACCAAAAAUCUUGUGAACCAGCAGUGCCAUUUCCAUGUGGAAGAGUUUCUGUUCAAUACAAGUCUAAGAAGCUCACCCGUUCUGAGACUAUUUUUUCUUACAUGAACUCUGAUAAUUUUACUAAGGCUGAAACCAUUUGGGAUAACAUCGCUGAGGCUGAAACCAUUUGGGAUAACAUCACUAAGGCUGAAACCAUUUGGGAUAACAUCACUGAAAGCUACAAGAUAUCUGAGGACCUCACUCGGGUUGUUGGUGGAGAAAAUGCCAAACCAGGUCAAUUCCCUUGGCAGGUUCUUUUGAAGAGUGACACUGAAGCAUUCUGUGGAGGUUCCAUCAUUAAUGAAAAGUGGGUCGUAACUGCUGCACACUGUAUUCACCCUGGUAUUAAAAUUGAGGUAGUGGCAGGUGAAUAUAACAUUGAAAAGAAGGAAGAUACAGAGCAAAGGCGAAAUGUCAUUCAAAUUAUUCCUCACCAUAGUUAUAAUGCAAGCUUUAAUAAAUACAGCCACGACAUCGCCCUUCUUGAGCUGGAUAAGCCCUUAACAUUGAACAGCUAUGUAACACCUAUUUGUAUUGCCAGCAGGGAAUAUACAAACAUCUUCCUCAAGUUGGGAUCUGGUUAUGUGAGUGGUUGGGGAAGAGUAUUCAAUAGAGGCAGAUCAGCUUCAAUUCUUCAGUACCUUAGAGUUCCACUUGUUGACCGAGCCACAUGUCUCCGAUCCACAAAAUUCUCCAUCUAUAAUAACAUGUUCUGUGCUGGCUACCAUGAUGGAGGUAAAGAUUCAUGUCAAGGAGACAGUGGGGGUCCCCAUGUUACUGAAGUGGAAGGGACCAGUUUUCUAACUGGAAUUAUUAGUUGGGGUGAAGAGUGUGCAAUGAAAGGGAAGUAUGGAAUAUAUACCAAGGUAUCUCGGUAUGUCAACUGGAUUAAGGAAAAAACAAAGCUCACUUAAAUGAAAAAAUGUAUUUCUACUGUUAAUUCACUGGUAUUGAAAAUUAAUUAGGCCCUUUACUAAUUAAUCACUAUUCCAUAUCUUGUUAGGCUAGAAUAUACACAUUGAAUAAAUAUUGGUUUUUCUCUUUACAAGGGAGAAUUCCACCUAGAAUUUAUAUUUUACUAUGGUUAAUGGAUUAGAGAAUAUAAUCACCAGGAGAAUAUAAUGUGGCAAAAGAAAUCAUGACCAAUUCUAUGGGCUCCACCCUUAACAAAAUUGUGAAGUUAAGUUCUCCACCCUGCCCAUCACCACAGUAUCACCUCUCCACCACAGUAACUCACCUGAUUCUGCCUCUUUAGCAUCAUUCCAUGUUCAAAUUCUUGUCUCUCUCACCAAAAUUUCAGCACUUACUAAGCAUACAUCCAGGACCUUUGGCCCAGCCUGACACAAGGCCAACAUAAUGCUACACUCGUAACAGAAGGACACAGGAGCAUUUGACAGGCUAAAGCUCUGCAGUACUCCCCAGUCCUUUAUCUUUUCCAACUACCAAUCUGCAAGUCAGUCCCCCAUUCUCACUCCUUCUCUGCCUUUCUUAGUUCACAGUCAUUAAAGGAGGGAAAGGAAAUACUCCUAUUUCACUUCUGUAUGCAGGUAUACAUGUCCUUCAAACUCAGGCAGGAUUUCACUUCAGUCUCAGACUUAGGUUUUAAAACAUAGAGGUUGAACUAAGGUGCUUGAACAACAUAAGGAGGGACACAUUCUUUUCAGAGUUAUU